AUGGCCACCACUCAAACCGCAAUCUCCAAGAGGAGAAAGUUCGUUGCUGACGGUGUUUUCUACGCCGAGCUGAACGAGUUCUUCCAGCGCGAGCUGGCCGAGGAGGGCUACUCCGGCGUCGAGGUCCGCGUCACUCCCACUGUUACCGACAUCAUCAUCCGCGCCACACACACCCAGGAGGUUCUUGGAGAGCAGGGUCGCCGCAUCCGUGAGCUCACCUCGCUCAUCCAGAAGCGCUUCAAGUUCCCAGAGAACUCCGUCUCCCUCUACGCCGCCAAGGUCCAGAACCGUGGUCUCUCCGCUGUCGCCCAGUGCGAGUCCCUCCGAUACAAGCUUCUCAAUGGUCUUGCCGUCCGAAGGGCCUGCUACGGUGUGCUGAGGUUCAUCAUGGAGUCUGGCGCCAAGGGUUGCGAGGUCGUCGUCUCCGGAAAGCUCAGGGCCGCCCGUGCCAAGAGCAUGAAGUUCACUGACGGAUUCAUGAUCCACUCCGGUCAGCCCGCUAAGGACUUCAUUGACCACGCCACCCGCCACGUCCUCCUCCGCCAGGGUGUGCUCGGUAUCAAGGUCAAGAUUAUGCGCGGCUCCGACCCCGAGGGCAAGGCCGGCCCAUCCAAGUCUCUUCCCGACGCCGUUACCAUCAUCGAGCCCAAGGAGGAGCAGCCCGUUGUCCAGCCCAUGUCGCAAGACUACGGCGCCAAGGCCAUUGCCGCUCAACAGGCAGCGGAACAGGCCAGGCAGGCUGAGCAGGGCGAGGGCGAGGCCCAGCCAGCUGGUGAGGGUUACUCUGGUGAGCAGUAG
This is a messenger RNA of Bipolaris victoriae FI3, 798 nucleotides long. RefSeq lists its product as hypothetical. Gene Ontology annotation, cellular component: cytosolic small ribosomal subunit; nucleus. The transcript is spliced from 4 exons. Gene Ontology annotation, molecular function: structural constituent of ribosome; RNA binding. NCBI's taxonomy places the organism in Eukaryota, Fungi, Ascomycota, Dothideomycetes, Pleosporales, Pleosporaceae. Gene Ontology annotation, biological process: translation. Bases 1 to 798 code for a protein of 265 amino acids. The record is from RefSeq and is a predicted model, not a curated record.